GAGAAAUUUGAAAAUAAUUUACAGCAAAUUCAUUUCUUCAAGAUUCUUAUCAAUUUUUUUUCCGAACACUACAACAAAUACUUUCCAAGAUACAGCCGCUUACCAUCCUCAUUGCGACACCCGGUAUAUUUACAGAUGCGUUUAAAAACCGUUUUAAUCUCAGUGAUCUAAUCUACUCUUAUGCGAUAAUCAAAUACUGAUUUAGUAUCAUGCUAUUUUGCAUAUAAAUUCAAAUAUAGAAAAAUUAUUUAAUCAUGGUAAGGUAAGUACGAACUAAUCCAAAGGCACUCUACUCUGUUUACCAGUUUGGGUUACUGUAGUUGGAGAACUAUUAAAUAUCUGUUUAUGAUUAUUUAAUACAUAUUAUUUCACAACGGUUUUAAACUAUUCGAAAAUAAUGGCGGAGCUCCAUAUUCUAAAAUUAGCCUCUCAGAAGCUUUGGAUUUUACAGGUGUGUCAACGUACCUAUUUUUAGUACUAAAUAACCGACAUUGAGAGUGUAAAGUAAAACAUUUUCUUUGAGUCUAAUAGCACGAUUGAACUGCUGAACUUUUAUUGAAAAAUGGCUAGCAAAAUAUUUGAAGACGACCAAUACAGAAACUUGUGCAGUGAAAAAACACUUCAGUCAAAUUCGCAAGGAUUUUUUAUGAACUUUGUUGAACAUUUAUUGAACCAUGUGGGUCCUGAAUGGGUGAAAACUGUUUUCGGGAAAUUAAGCACCGAUCAAGACCGAAUUAAGUGUGUCUAUGAGUCAAAUAAAACAAAAACAUUACUACAGGAUUUUUUAAUUAACGUUCAAGAAGUUUACCGACAAAAAAACGCCAGUAUAUCUCAAAAGAAACGCUUGGAAGCUGAGUUGUUAAUGGAAAAGCAAGAUUAUCAAGGAGCACUUUUAUUAUUUUGCCAAAGUAUUAUCAGAUCCGCAAAAACAGGUCAAGAAAAGUCUUUUGACUCCGGUGUGUCGUUAUCUCUGGCUUUAUGGGGUAGAUCGGAAGCUCUUUUGAAACUAGGCAGUUACUCUAAUGCGAUAGUAGAUGUACAACAAGCUCUAAAAGAGAAUUUGCCUGGCUCUUACAAAGCUCAGGCCUUCUGGAGAAUGGCCAAAUGUUACGCAGCCUUAGGUGAGGAAAGCAGAUCUAAAGUAUCGUUUGACUUGACAGAGAAACUAUUGGAAGGAAAUCAGGAAAAAAUUGAACAACUUAAUGCAGAUAGGCUACAUUAUCAACAUCAUUCAACAGUGACCCAAGUCAUCACCGACAAGGGAGACGCUGAUCAAAAGCAGUUAUACGCAAGCAACAAAUUAACAGUAAAAAUGUCAAAAUCAAUGGGAAGGUAUAUUGUAGCUAAUGAGAGGAUCGAGCCGGAUGAGACAUUGUUAGUAGAAUCUCCAUAUGCAGCCUGUUUGCUUCCGGAAUUUUUUGGUUCCCAUUGUCACCACUGCUUUACAAGCUUAAAGUCUCCUUUCGGGUGUCCAGACUGUGCCAGUGUAGCUUUUUGUAGUCUAGACUGUAAAGACCAAGCAAUUGCUACUUACCACAAACACGAAUGCAAAUAUUUAGAUUUGCUAAUUGGUUCCGGGAUGAGUGUUUUAGCUCACACAUCUCUGAGGAUGAUUACUCAGUUUGGGUUGCAAAGAUGCUUAGAAAUAUACAGAAAUAAAAGCAAAGAAAAGAUAUACAGGUUAUGUACAAAUUCUCAUUUGAGAUCUCCCGAAGACUUUUUCCAAAGGACUUUAAUGGCAUCAUUUUUGCUAAGAUGUUUACAAAAAGCUAACUUCUUUCAGACCGGAGGUGAUAAUCAAGUAUCACCAUCCAGAGCUGAAUAUGAAAUAGGCGAAAUGCUGUUGUUUAACUUGCAAGUACUACAGUUUAAUGCUCAUGAAGUAUAUGAAACAAGGUAUACUGACAAUUGUAAACCAAUAACUUCGAGAGUAGUUUUCAUAGGAGUAGCUAUUUACCUGACUGCCUCGUUGUUCAAUCAUGACUGCCAUCCUGCUCUGUCUAGGCACUUUGUAGGAAAAUCUAUUGUUCUGACUUCAGUAAGACCUCUAAAUCCAAACGAAAUAAUACCGGAGAACUAUGGCCCCGUUUUUACGAGACAAACUCUAGCUGAAAGGAAGAGAUCUUUAUCAUCUAGAUAUUGGUUCGAUUGUCAGUGCAUGGCUUGCCAACAAAAUUGGCCUCCAAUUGGUCGAGGUUUGGAAAAUGUCAGUGAACGACUAAUGUGUCCUACACCAGGCUGUACUCAAAUACUCACUCUCCCUGUGCCGAAAGCCAAUAAUACUCACUGUUUGAAAUGUCGAAGUGUAAUUGAUGUACCCGAGAAAGUAUUGCACCUUAAACGGUGUCUUGAACAGUAUCGAAUUGCCUCUGAUAUGAUGAAGAAUUUACAAACAAAAGAAGCAAAAGAAAUGUUUUGUCAGGCAAUUAACACGUUUUACAAAUGCUUUCUUGCACCUCAUAAGGAAACCCAUCUGUCUGAAGCACAAUUAUCAAAAUGCAUCGCUCAGCCCCGAAAUACAAUAAAGCUACAGUAAAUACUGAAAGAAGUUUGAAAAUAAGAAGUUGUUUAUAAUUAACGGUGAUUAACAGAUUUAAUCAAAUGAUUUUUUAAACUUAUUGAAUGCUGUAUGUUUUUACCACAGUUCCUAAUAAUAAUUUGAUUGUUGACAA
Messenger RNA from Dendroctonus ponderosae (mountain pine beetle), 2672 nucleotides. Its product is annotated as SET and MYND domain-containing protein 4. Lineage: Eukaryota; Metazoa; Arthropoda; Insecta; Coleoptera; Curculionidae. The record is from RefSeq and is a predicted model, not a curated record. Gene Ontology annotation, molecular function: protein binding. Bases 563 to 2536 code for a protein of 657 amino acids. The transcript is spliced from 10 exons.